AAUAUCACAAAGAAACCCCACUUCUGUGCUCAAAUACAUUGCAUGUGGGAUAUCAUUGCGUGUAAUGUCAUGUACCCGAACCUCAUCCCUCUCACAAUAAAAACUCGCAGAAGACCAAGACUCACCUUUCAAUUCCAUUUCUUCACCGUCCUCCAUUUUUUUUUUCUUUUUUUUUUUUUGCCCUAUCUAAUAGGGUUCCCACGACCUUGUUUGUUCAAUCUUUCUCAUGCAUCCCUGCCUCCGAGCAUUAUUCGUCGCCGUGGUUGCCUUAAUACUCUUCGUUUCUCUUUUUUUUGCUCUCGUUAGAGGGUUUUUUGGUGCAAAGCUCUGCUCUUUCGACCUCUCGGGGUUUUUUGAGCUGUACCCAUGUCUAAGAUCUUUGGUUUCAGUGGUAAUGAUGAUUUUUGCCCUCGGGGGUCAAUAUAUACAAACCCGAAGGAGCGGAGCCUCUUUUUGUCCCUUGGUAAUCAUGUGGAUGUCUAUUUUCCCUCACGCAAGAGGUCUCGUGUCAAUGCUCCGUUUGUUUUCUCAGAAAAGAGGUUUGAGCAGAAGAAGCAAACCUCUCUUGAUGUUUUGCCAGACGAAUGCCUCUUUGAGAUCUUCAGAAGGUUGCCUGGAGGUGAGGAAAGGAGUUCUUGUGCUUGCGUUUCAAAGCGCUGGCUUAUGCUUGUAAGCAAUAUUCGUAAAAAUGAGCUAAACAAUGAGAAAUCCAAGUCUGAAGAAGAAAUCGAUGAAACAAAGGGUGAAGAUAUGGAAAUUGAUAGUGAUGGAUACCUUUCCAGGAGCUUGGAAGGGAAAAAGGCGACGGAUGUUAGACUUGCUGCUAUUGCCGUUGGAACAGCUAGUCGAGGAGGACUGGGGAAACUUUUUAUCCGAGGAAGCAAUUCUAUUCGUGGGGUCACAAACAUUGGCCUCAAGGCAAUAGCCCAUGGCUGUCCUUCACUAAAGGUUCUUUCUUUAUGGAACGUGACUUCAAUUGGGGAUGAAGGUCUAUGUGAGAUUGCUGAUGGAUGUCCUCUUUUGGAAAAGCUUGACCUUUGCCAGUGUCCUGCGAUCUCUGAUAAGGCUUUGGUUGCAAUUGCGAAGAAGUGCCCUAAUCUGACUGAGUUAUCAAUUGAGUCAUGUUCAAACAUUGGGAAUGAAGGUCUGAAAGCUAUUGGACAAAGAUGCCCCAAUCUUAAAUGCAUUGCAAUAAAAAAUUGCAGCCUUGUGGGUGAUCAAGGGAUUGCAAGCUUGUUAUCUUCCACCUCUUAUGUCCUGACAAAGGUGAAGCUUCAGGCAUUGAACAUCACAGAUGUGUCUCUUGCUGUUAUUGGACAUUAUGGCAAGGCCAUUACUGAUCUAGUUCUAAGUAGCCUUCCUGCUGUGGGUGAGAGAGGCUUCUGGGUCAUGGGAAAUGGUCAGGGGCUGCAGAAGUUGAAGUCCUUAACAAUCACAUCCUGUCAAGGUGUGACAGAUACAGGGCUUGAAGCUGUAGGAAAGGGUUGCCCAAAUAUGAAACUGUUUUGCCUUCGGAAAUGUGCAUUUGUUUCUGAUAAUGGACUGGUCUCCCUUGCCAAGGCUGCAGGAUCAAUUGAGAGCUUUCAAGUAGAGGAGUGCCACAGGAUCACCCAAUAUGGCUUUUUUGGUCUUCUUUUGAACUGUGGUGCAAAAUUGAAAGCUAUUUCUCUUGUGUACUGCUUGGGAAUCAAGGACCUGAAUGUGGGUUUACCUCUGUUGCCCCCUUGCAAAUCCCUGCGAUCAUUGUCCAUUCGUAACUGUCCUGGAUUUGGUAAUGCUAACUUGGCUGUUUUGGGCAAACUGUGCCCUGAACUGCAGCAUGUGGACUUCAAUGGACUUGAAGGGAUAACAGAUGCUGGGUUUCUCCCACUUCUUGAUAGCUGUGAAGCUGGGUUGACAAAGGUUAAUCUCAGUGGUUGUGUGAAUCUGACAGACAAGGUGGUUUCAUCAAUGGCUGAGCAGCAUGGUUGGACUUUGGAAAUUCUAAACCUUGAAGGUUGUACGAAGAUCAGUGACGCGAGCUUGGUAUCUAUUGGUGAUAACUGCCCUUUGCUCAGUGAUCUUGAUGUCUCAAGAUGCGCAAUCACUGAUUUUGGUAUUUUAGCCCUGGCCCGUGCAAAUCAGCUCAAUCUGCAGGUCCUUUCCGUGUCUGGUUGCUCUUUGAUAUCGGACAAGAGUUUGCUUGCCUUUGGAAAAAUAGGUCAGACUCUUUUGGGACUGAAUCUGCAGCACUGCAAGUCAAUCAGCAGUAGCUCAGUUGACAGGCUUGUGGAGGAGCUAUGGAGGUGCGAUAUCCUUUCCUAGAUGGGGAGGAAAUGAUAGGAGUCUCAUUGCAGAAUCAGAAUGGCAAAAUAAGUAGAUGGGUGUAUUACUAAUUAGAAAUCCGCAGGUUUUAGUCCGCAGUUUGUUACUAGCAGCAGUUUGUUUACUUUUUGGGUCCAUCAGCUGUGGGUCUUCAGUCUACCGUCGUCCCAGUUCUCUUUUCCAGGGAAGGUGGCCAUGGCUCCUUUUUUUGCAGGUUUCCGCAAAUGGGACUCUGUUUCCAAGUUUUUUGGCUCUUUUGUUACAAGAUGUCGCUUUAUUCAUGGCCAUAUUUCCCUGAGGACACUGCUACUGGGUUCUGGAUCUAGGCUCUCUUUUCACUUAUUCUGGUUUUUGUAUUGCUAGGAGUAGGAACCCUCCAUUUUUUUAGCUUUGCCUUGUGUUGGUAGUCCACCACCAUGUGCUAAAGCUUUUCUACAGCUGGAAUUCCGUACUCCUAGUUUCAAGUCUUUCGAUGGUCGUUGGUUUUACCGAGUCUUUCACGUUUUUGAACAUGGCUUCUGUACGUGAUGGUUGGUUCAUCAUUUUCCUCAAAGGGUGGUUUGAGGUUUAGGUUUCUAGUCUUUUGAAAUCUGGUUGCUUUUGGCAGUUUUGAAUCUUUGAUGCCUGUGUUUUGGGGACUUUGGCCGUGGCAGCUGGUUAAUAUAUGGUCUGCCAUGACAACCCUCUUCCAUCCAUCUUGGAAGGGUUGUUUUUUUCACCAAGUCCUACUUUUUCGGGCCUCAUUUGUUCAUAAACUGUACUUCGCAACCUCUUUCAUUAUGUAAUAAACCUGAUAUCUGCCCUUUGCGUUGUAUGCUUCUGAAUGGUAAAUAAAAGUUCCUAGUGUUUGUGUUUU
Molecule: messenger RNA, 3160 nt
Organism: Ziziphus jujuba (common jujube)
Lineage: Eukaryota; Viridiplantae; Streptophyta; Magnoliopsida; Rosales; Rhamnaceae
Product: EIN3-binding F-box protein 1
Exons: 2
Coding region: 367-2304 (645 amino acids)
Biological process (GO): SCF-dependent proteasomal ubiquitin-dependent protein catabolic process
Cellular component (GO): SCF ubiquitin ligase complex
Molecular function (GO): protein binding
Source: RefSeq, a predicted model, not a curated record